CUUUGAAUGAAUGCCUUCAGCUGGACAAUUACAAAGGCUAUUUACGGUACAUGAAAUUUCCCCUGCAGGAGCUCAGCCCUCUUUUCAGCCGCAGCUGCAGAGAAGCAGCCCAGCCUUCAGUGUGCGCUCACUCUCAAUUCACCGCGCGUCCUGCGCCUCCUCUCUGUUUCAUUUACUGUUUUUUUUAUUUUUUAUUAUUUGACCAAAACCUUAGGCAGAAGGCUAUAACCCCAGGACUGCGUGUUCACACCCCGGAGGUUUUAUGGUUGCGUGGAAACAAAGAGGUUUGACACAGUGGAGGGAGUCUGGGAGCGUUUCCAGAAGCGCGUCGCUGUUGCCGGAGCGGCUUUGGGCACAAGUUUAAAGAGCGGCGGAGGAGAAGGAGGACUUGUUGGGAGAGGAGCAGAUCACAGCUCAUACCGAUCCGUGGGCUGAUCUGGAAGGAGUCAUUCCUCCUAUUCCGAAGCACACCAUGGAGAGGAGAGCAGGAACGGGAAUAACGACGUUUGACAGCAACCGGGGCGGUUGAUGUGGACUUCAGCCCUGUACCUCCGCAGUCUUCCCUGGAGCAUGACCGUAUCCCACAAUGCCCCAAGCUGCAGUCUGGCUGCUGCGUUACUCGGUGGUCAUGUGUUUGCUGUUGCACAGUUUGGUCAUGAUGACGUUCUGCUUUCAUCACGCCGCCACCUCAUGUUCCAAGAGGUGCUACUGCUCUGAGACUGAGAGCGGAGGCAAGACGAUGCGCUGCAGCAACCUGCAGCUCACGGAGAUCCCAGAGGACAUCCCCAAUGACACUCAACAUGUCUACCUCGACUUUAACCUGUUAACCGCAGUUCCGACUAACGCUUUUGCAGGUUUGACCCAACUGGUUGAACUGGACCUAUCACACAAUGAGAUAAGUCAGCUGGAACAUGGUGCAUUUAGAGGACUUGGCACCUCUUUACAGUUCCUGGAUCUUUCUUCAAACAAGUUGGUGAACUUCAACCCAGUUGCCUUUAAGGGCCUUAAAGCUCGCGCCAACCUAACAAACAACCCGUGGCAAUGUGACUGCAAUCUGCAGAGGGCUUUGCCCUUUGUGACCCUGGAGCCAGUCUCUCUGACAGGCAUCGUGUGCCACAGUUCUGAUCCACCUGGCAUGGGAGUCGAAGGAUUGGCCUUUAUUUUGGAACCAGGAAUAGACUUGUGUGGGUUGAUAAAGAGGACUACAGACGUGGCCAUGUUGGUCGUUAUGUUUGGCUGGUUCACCAUGGUCAUUUCCUACCUUGUCUACUAUGUCAGGGCCAAUCAGGAGGAUGCCCGAAGACACUUGGAGUAUCUGAAAUCGCUGCCCAGCCGGCAGGGCAAGUCAGAGGAGUCCUCCACCAUUAGUACAGUAGUGUAGAGUUGAUUGAGCCAGAAAUAGGAUCUAAAAUGCUUCAUCAUGACAAGCAGGCUUUGCAUGUUUCUAGAAAGUGAUCCUGAGUCUCACGUUUUGUCUGGCUGUUGAAAAAAACUAAUAAAACAAUUGCCCACACAGAAAACAGAGGUUGAUGUAAUGCAGCCUAGAUGAAUAAUUAAUCUUGCAGGAAGCCAUUAGAACUUUGAGUUGAUGGUCUUGCCGGUGCACUAAGUAAGUGAAAGAAAUGGCUUUUUUGUGAGCUCUGCAUAUAGGAUAUAGAUGGGAUUUACAGUGCAUGUAUCUAGAUGCUCCUCUUCUGCAAAAAGACCGAUCAUGAUGCACCUAUGAACAGCAAUAUGAAUUGCUGCACAAAUUGAAUUAGAAUGACUCUGUGUACAACUGUAACACAUCAGAAUCUCAGUGGUAUCGAGAUAUAGACCAGUAUAAUACACAUAACAUAGCAUUUUCCAGGUACCAUCUUCUGUAAGUUUCUCGAAGUAUGACUCUAGUUAAAUAUUCCUACCAUAGACACUUGUACAUUUUGUAAAUGUCACAACCACAAACUUCAGUGUAAUUUCUUGGAAUCUUUUGUCAUAAUUCAACACAAGGUAGUGAAUGAUUGUGAAGUGAGAAAAACCGUAAACCUUUUAUUUUUUUGGGAAAUAUGGCACAACGCAAGGUCUCUUAA
Molecule: messenger RNA, 2066 nt
Organism: Cyprinodon variegatus (sheepshead minnow)
Lineage: Eukaryota; Metazoa; Chordata; Actinopteri; Cyprinodontiformes; Cyprinodontidae
Gene: lrrc3ca
Product: leucine rich repeat containing 3C
Exons: 2
Coding region: 587-1381 (264 amino acids)
Molecular function (GO): protein binding
Source: RefSeq, a predicted model, not a curated record